Molecule: messenger RNA, 5797 nt
Organism: Schistosoma haematobium
Lineage: Eukaryota; Metazoa; Platyhelminthes; Trematoda; Strigeidida; Schistosomatidae
Product: TNF receptor-associated protein 1, mitochondrial
Exons: 9
Coding region: 4403-5482 (359 amino acids)
Biological process (GO): protein folding
Cellular component (GO): mitochondrial inner membrane
Molecular function (GO): ATP binding; protein kinase binding; ATP hydrolysis activity
Source: RefSeq, a predicted model, not a curated record
AUCAUUAGUUCAUUCAAACACAGCAGCUUCACAACACAAAUAUCUCACGCUUUGUGCUACCAAUAUAAGACAAUAACACUUCUGAUCAUCACUGAAAAGAAGACAGAAUGUUGGUCCAGGUUCCUGCCUGGAGGAUUUGGUGAUCCCCUGCUACUAUACACGGAAGCCUGUUAAGCGAAAGCUUCUUUUAUUCCGUCCACAACCAUUUGAACCAUUUGAACCAUUUUCAAGGUCAACGGACAACACUUGACUAAUUAUAUCAGAGGUUGUAGGUGAUGGUGGUGCCCUUUCCGAUUUUCCAUUUUCGCAACUAUUUGGGUGUAUUUCAUAUCCUUUUCUAGUUCAAGUAGUUUCGUAUUGCUUAGUGAUAUUUAUCCUUCAUUAGUGAGCAACUUAAGUUGCUUUAAUUAGAGCAUAAAUUGUGCUAAACUUGUAAAUCACGUGGCUGUCCUGGCUGAUCAUUUCAUAAAGCUUGCUGUAAAUUCUAAAUCAGUUUACUGUCCAUCAAGUAGGGGUUUGCGUUGUAAAGUGUAUUUUACUUUCGGUCGCGCGCUCCAAUCGGUUUUGUGGAAUUUCUGAUCCACGGGUCAGAUUGCAAUCUCCCAUUUUCGGCGUUUUGUCAAUGAAUAUUGACAGGUUUUUCCAAAGUGUUAUAAGAUUGUGGGAAAAUAUUGACAGGAACCCGAAGUUCUUGGGGAUCGAUCCCCAAGAACCUUGGGGAAAUUUUGGGUUUUCCGUCUCAUUUCCCCAAAAAUUACUAUAGCGGCUUCCCCAAAAUGGACCAAAUUUUCCCCAAAGUUGGUAGCUUGGGUCCCUGAAAAUAUACACAAUUUUUCCAUAAUUAAGGAGGUUGGGGAUCUUACCUCGGCGUCUCAUCCGUUUUUUUGUCCAGCGACGUUCCAAAGUUUUGUACUACAGUAAAAAAAGAUUGUGUACUAGAUAAGGACAUAUGGUGGAUUCUGUCUCGAUUAUGACCUUGAUAGUGUCAUAGGGGCGUUAUCAAGUUCGAACAAAUGACUUAUGAUGAACAGAAGAAUUCGACGAAGAUUCAUUGCUCCCACGUUGUUAAUCUCUUCAAUACACUGGAUAUUUGUGAAAAGUCUACAUGUCAACACUUUGCAGAAUUUUGGGUCGCUUUCCUCCUAUCUAUUUGAAUUUUAAGCAAGACGCUAGGACGUUAUACAAUCCUAAAUUGCUUCGGCAGGAAUCCUUGUCAUAUAGUACAAACUUCAAGACCGUUGAGGAUGAAGGUCCUAAGCACACCAUCAUUGAUGAUAAUGAACGGAGUUGUGGUCCAAAAAUAAAAGUAGGAUUUCAAGCUGAAACACAAAAGUUACUGGAUAUCGUCGCUAAAUCUUUGUACUCAGACAAAGAGGUGUUCGUUCGUGAGUUGGUAUCAAAUGCAAGUGAUGCUAUUGAGCGUCUGAGAUUUCAACGCCUUUCUGGCCAAGUUUCAUCCAGUUUAAGUGAUGAACCUUUAGAAAUACACAUAAGGACAGAUGAAGCGAAGAAAAUUCUCGUCAUUCAAGACACAGGAAUUGGGAUGUCUAAAACUGAGUUGGAAAAAAAUCUUGGAACUAUAGCCCAUUCUGGAAGCAGAGAGUUUGUUUCUAGUAUGACUGGCAACAAGGACAGCCAAAAAUCUGUUGACAUUAUUGGUCAAUUCGGAGUUGGUUUUUACGCUUGUUUUAUGGUAGCUGAUAAGGUAAUCGAUGUUCUAUUCAUUUAACUACUAGCUUUUAAUUAUUGUUUCUGAAAUGCCUCAUACAAGAUUGUUAGUAAGUCAAUUUAAUUUUUAAUCAAAUGUGAGAUAUGAGUUGUUAGUAGUAACCAAUAUUACACUUAAAACUUGACUAAAAAGUGUUUUACACAUUUGUAUAUAUGGUUACGUUUCUUUUCCUGUCAUUUGAGAUCGAAAACAGUAUUCUAUCAGAACUAGUGAAUUAAUUAAGGGAUCAACUAUUUAAUGUUUGAAACAACCUCAGCAUCAAUAUGAAUAUAAGCUUGGUAUAUUAUUCUGUCUUAAUGCCUUUUAAUGUUAUUAAAACUAUAGAGUGAUUUCUCUGUGACUGUGCUGCUAGUUUAUUAAAUUUGAUAUGACUUCACGUUACUGUAAAAGACUAUGUUUAGGAUCUUCAUCGUGCCUAAUAAAAAUUUCAUUUGUGUUAAGCUAGAGCACCAUUAAAAACCCGAUAGCACUGAACGGUCGUUUCGUUCUGGUAUGGGAGUCCACAAUAGUGCAACCGGCUCGUGUGUCCAACUUGAUAAUACUACAAUCUACACAAAUCCCCAUACUAAUAAUAAUCAUGUGCUCACUAGUGACUAGCUUCAAUAUGGAUUUUCCGAAGUCAUGGUUAGAAUCCGUGGCCAGUGAAGUCUAGUCCGUGUCGGGUGUGAGACAGUUAUCCACCUCAGACAAUGUAUGAAGGGCUGUGCAAGAUCGUGGGCCGAUCGAAGUUAGAUAUUGACACCGUUGGAUGCCGGCUCAGUGGUCUAGAGAUUAAGCGUUCGUGCGCGAGACCGAGGGUUCUGAGUUAGAGUUUCGUGUGCGGGGUCGUAGAUGCACGCUGCCGAGGAGUCCCAUACAAGGUCGAAACGGCCGUCCAGUGCCUCCAGGUUUUCAAUGGUAGUCUAUCUUAGUCUAACUCAUAGAUUCAAGUUGAAAAUAAUUGGUUGUAACAAAUUCAAACGUGAUACAGUAGUGGGUUUUCCAAGUUGGCACAUUUUGAAGCAGCGCAAAAAGAAACGUGAUGUUAGGUAAAAAGGAUUUUAAAAAAUAACACUAAAUAUUGAAUAGUAAGCCGCUGUGAAUUAACAAGAAAAUACUCGUUCGUAGCAGCUCUCAGUAUGUAGCAUUGAAAGCUGACGAAGAACAUAAAGAUUAUACUGAAGAACUCCGAAUGCUGUUAUAUGGUUCUUAAUAUAUGAUAUGGAAAAAUGUAAAUUAAUAAGACAUGGCUAUUUCUACAAAAAGUACCGUAUUAUCCCUUAUAAUACAACUCAGAACUGCCGAUCUAGCGUAUUUGGAUUUGACUUGUAUAUAUAAUAUAUUUACAGUCGUCAUACUAUUGAUACCCUACUAAUCUACAGUGGAAGUCUGAUUAGCCUUAGUGGGUUUGUGUCUGACGAAAUCUCAGCACGGAUUUGAAGAGCUCGUUUGGCUUUUGCCAACUUACGUCACCUAUGGUGAAGGCGAGAUAUCCGUCUAUCAAGAAAAGGAUGAGUAUACUGCUCGUCAGAUCGUUCUGUUCUACUUUACGGCUACAAAACGUGGUCAUUAAGUGUAGAAGAAAGUCGUAAGGUACUAGUAUUUUAUCACAGAUGUCUUCGAAAUAUUGCUCGCAUCUACUGGGAUCACCGGAUAAGUAAUAGCGAGGUUAGACGCAGGGUAUUAGGGAAUGAUGGUAAAUCAGUUGAUGGGGUUACAAAUCUUCAUCAACUGAGAUGGUUCGGCCACGUGUUACGUAUGUAUGAACAUCGAUUACCACGACGCGCAAUGCUGACUAGUGUUGGAGAUGAUUGGAAUAAAGUUAGGGCUUCCAAACCGAAACGUGGCACCAGUCCUUGAAGUCACUAAUUUCUAGUCUUAGCCAUAUUGGCAGGUGUAGACUACUUGGAUGGGGUCCGCGCGACUAUCGUAACCAGUGGUUGGAGACUGUGUGACAUGACUCAGGAUCAUUCACAAUAGUGUAAGUAUAUAUACUCUUUGUCUUCCCUUAAACUGUGAGAUUAAAAUUAAUUUAUACCUUUCCUUUUUGCGAACUAAUUCUUUCUUGUACUAUAUCCUUACACACAAUCUUUUUUUUACAUAUUACUACCAUUGAAGUAACUACUUGUAUGAGUUUGGUAUUCAUUUUGUUGUUAUUUUGAUAAAAAUAGCUAAAUAUAGAUUGAUCAUGGAUUAUAUUUGACUCUCACGUUUGGAUGUGUUUUUUAAAUCACAUUUUGCUGUUAUCUGUUUGUAUAGGUUGAUGUUUAUUCCCGCAGUCGCAGAGACACGAACCCUCAGGAAGUUGGAAGCCAUUGGUCUUCUUCUGGUCUUAACGGAGAAUAUGAAAUUGGUGAUGCUGAAAAUGUUAAUCCUGGUACAAAAAUUGUUCUUCAACUGAAGGAUUCAGCUUCCGAAUUUUCUAAAGAAGAUGUAUUGGAACGUAUUCUCCGUAAAUACAGCAAUUUCGUUAGUACCCCUAUUUAUCUGAAUGGCCGACGAAUCAAUGUAAUUGAACCAGUAUGGACUAAAAAUCAAUCAGAAGUAUCUGAUGAAGAACAUAAUUCUUUCUACCAGUAUCUUUGUGGUAACAAGUACGAUAGUCCACGUUACACUUUUGCAUACAAAACGGAUGCACCGAUAAAUUUGCGAGUACUUUUGUAUGUCCCAAACUGGAAACCUAGUAUAUUUGAUAUGGCGCGGGAUUCGGACAAUGGUGUGGCACUAUACAGUCGAAAGGUUAUGAUAAUGAAUCGUACAGAAGUACUUUUACCGAAAUGGCUACGUUUUCUGCGUGGUGUUGUUGAUAGCGAGGAUAUCCCCUUAAACUUGAGUAGGGAAUUGCUGCAAGACAAUUCACUUAUACGUCGCAUCAACCGUUUGGUAACUGUCAGGUUCCUCAAAUUUUUAUCUCAACAAGCAUCACGGGAAACAGACAAAUUCAUUAGCUUUCUGGAUGACUAUGGUGUUUAUUUGAAAGAAGGCUUAGUAAUUGAGGGAGAUCAAGAAUUACGCGAAGAAAUAGCUAAACUAUUACGAUGGGAAUCUACUGCCUUACCUCCUGGUCAAACUACUUGUUUGGAUGAAUAUGCUAACCGAAUGCAUUCAGGUCAGAGAAAUAUUUACUUUUUAUCAUCCCCCAACAGACAGUUGGCUGAGAGUUCUCCAUAUUUGGAAGCUGUCCGCAAAAAAGAUCCAGAUAUUGAGGUCCUGUUUUUGUACGAACCGUACGACGAACUUGUUCUUAUGCAAUUAAGUCAAUACGACAAAAAAACGUUGACGUCGAUUGAGAGUAUGAUCGCUGAUGAUAUGGCAAAUACUGACUCAGUUGGAUCUGAACGCCAAAAUUGCUUAAAACAGGAUGAGGCGUCGGAGUUGGUAGAAUGGGCAGAAAAAGUUCUUGGUUCAAAAGUCAAGAAAGUGAAAGUUACACAGAGGUUGAGUACUCAUCCAUGCUUUGUUUCUGUUCGUGAAGCUGGAGCAAUGAGACAUUUUUUGAGAACAUCUUUGGCUGACAGACCUGCUGAAGAAAGAUAUCGUGUUAUUGAACCAAUACUAGAACUUAAUCCAGAACAUGAACUAGUUCGAUAUCUGUAUAAUUUAGUUCAUGCUUCCAAAGAUUCUGAACAAAGUGGAGAUUAUUCUCUAGCAAUUUCAAUCUUGAAUCAUUUUUAUGACACGGCUAUGGCUCAAGCGGGUCUCUUAGAUGAUGUUCGUGGACUUGCGUCUCGAACGACAGAUUUAGUCGAGAAAUUAGUUGGAAAGACUAAAUAAAUAAAAUGUUUUCCUCUAAAUUUCAGCAUUUUGUUCAUAUAUUUAUCUGUUUACUUUUUAUUAAAAUGUAAACUUUUCUAUGACAAUAUAUGAUUAUCCAUAUUCAUUUCUUUUGUUUCCAAUAUUUUUUUAUUUGGCAUUGGCUAUACUGCAAAAGUGCAACUAUCUUAAGUGUUAAACUUUCUAGAAAGAUUACGAAAACGUAGUACCAGUAGUGAUUUAUGUCGGUUAGCUUGAUCUUAUUUUAGGGUAAUCAUUUUUCCGAACAUCAAUUAGCAUUUUGUAAUACUCCUAUUAUUUUAACUACUGAACGUG